AUGACUCUGAGAGAAGGCUUACCACUUCUGUAUCAGCAGUUCACGGCGUUGUUCAAAAAGAAUCUACUGCUCUCAUGGCGAAACAAGAGCGCCACGUGUCUCCAUCUCUUCUCUUCGUUCUUCUUCAUCUUUCUCAUCUUCUGUAUCCAAGAAACGAUGAAGGCCAGCGACGUAAGCUCAUCAGCUCACGUAAAUGUCAUAGAUCCUAAGGCAUUAGCUUCGCCUCCUAUCCCUCCUUGUGAGGAUAAAUUCUACGUGAAGCUUCCAUGCUACGACUUCGUGUGGAGUGGGAACCAGAGCCCUCGUGUGACUCAUAUUGUCUCUGCUAUUAUGGCUAAUAAUCCAGGAAGACCUAUUCCGACCAACAAGGUUCAGUCAUUCAAAGGGCCUGAGGAGGUAGAUGCAUGGUUUACGUCACAUCCUUUGCAUGCGCCAGGGGCUUUGCAUUUUACGGAAAGGAACGCUACAGUGAUCAGCUAUGGAGUUCAGACAAACUCUUCUUCAGCGACAAAACGUGGUCGGACUGAAGAUCCAACGUUUAAGUUUCUUGUCCCUCUUCAAAUCGCUGCAGAGCGUGAGAUCGCAAGGUCCUUAAUAGGAGAUCCAAAGUUUGGUUGGAGUUUUGGAUUUAAAGAGUUUGCAAGACCAGCUGUUGGUAAAGAAGUAACUAUCUCUCCACUGAAUCUUAUGGGACCAGUGUUCUUUCUUGCUUUCUCCAUGUUUGGUUUUGUUCUCCAACUCGGUUCUCUUGCUACAGAGAAAGAGCUUAAACUUCGCCAGGCAAUGACAAUGAUGGGAGUUUUUGAUACAGCUUACUGGUUAUCAUGGCUUAUAUGGGAAGGCAUCCUUACAUUUGUAUCAUCACUCUUCUUAGUCCUAUUUGGAAUGAUCUUCCAAUUCGAUUUUUUCUUGAAGAACAGUUUCUUUGUUGUCUUCUUACUCUUCUUGUUUUUUCAAUUUAAUAUGAUUAGCCUUGCGUUCCUGCUAUCAUCUUUCAUUAGCAAAUCAUCUUCAGCAACAACUGUUGGUUUCCUUGUGUUUCUCAUUGGCUUUAUCACACAGACUGUAUCUACGGGUGGAUUCCCUUAUACAAGCACACAUUCUCUUGCUCGCCGAGUGAUUUGGUCAUUCUUUCCACCCAAUACCUUUUCUGCGGGUCUGCAGCUGCUUAUUGAAGCGACAUCAGUUCCCGGAAGCCUUGGAAUUAGUUGGAGUAAAAGAGAUGUAUGCUCAGUGGAUGAUGCCAACUGCUUUCUUACAAUGAAUAAAAUCUACAUAUGGCUUGUGGGGACAUUCUUUUUCUGGUUUGUUCUAGCUAUCUAUUUUGACAAUAUCAUCCCCAAUGCCUCUGGUGUAAGAAAAACAAUCUUCUACUUUCUAAAACCUAGUUAUUGGACUGGCAAAGAGGGCAACAAAGUGGAAGUUCCACCUGUAGAGAAUUUAACCCCAGAGGACCAAGAUGUGCUUGAAGAGGAGACACUAGUUAGACAACAAGCAAGUGGUGGAAUAGUUGAUCCUAACAUUGCAGUUCAGAUUCAUGGCCUUGCAAAGACAUAUCCUGGAACUGCAAAGCUUGGUUGUUGCAAAUGCACCAAAACAUCUCCUUUUCAUGCUGUCAAGGGUUUGUGGAUGAAUAUAGCCAAAGACCAGUUGUUUUGUCUUCUUGGACCCAAUGGUGCAGGGAAGACAACUACUAUCAGCUGUUUGACUGGUAUAAAUCCAGUUACUGGUGGGGACGCUCUUAUAUAUGGAGAUUCCAUAAGAAACUCUGUUGGUAUGUCCAACAUUCGUAAAAUGAUUGGAGUGUGUCCUCAGUUUGAUAUUCUUUGGGAUGCUUUAUCAAGUGAAGAACACCUACACCUCUUUGCUAGCAUCAAAGGGUUGCCACCUGCAUCUAUCAAACCGAUUACAGAGAAGUUACUUGCGGAUGUAAAGCUAACAGGAGCAGCUAAAUUUAGAGCAGGAAGUUACAGUGGUGGAAUGAAACGCAGACUCAGUGUUGCAAUUGCACUCAUUGGUGAUCCCAAGCUGGUCUUCCUAGAUGAACCGAAAGGCCGUGCCAUUAUACUGACAACACAUUCUAUGGAAGAAGCAGAUAUUUUAGGUGAUAGAAUAGGGAUCAUGGCUAAAGGCAGGCUCCGUUGCAUUGGAACUUCCAUCAGGUUAAAAUCUCGCUUCGGCACUGGUUUCAUUACAACGGUUAGCUUCCUGGAAAACAAAAAUGACGAUGCUGGAAUCUCAUCAGAACCACUUAAAAGAUUCUUCAAGCAGUAUUGGAACAAUGUUUUGCAGCAUCUGAAAGUUGAGCCAACAGAAGAGAAAAAUGCUUACAUGACUUUUGUUAUCCCCCAUGACAAAGAGAAACUUUUGGCGGGUUUUUUCGAAGAGCUACAAUACAGAGAAUCUGAGUUUGGAAUCUCGGACAUACAGCUUGGGCUUGCAACUCUUGAAGAAGUGUUUCUGAACAUUGCAAGACAGGCUGAACUAGAAAGUGCAACCGCUGAAGGAACCGUGGUUACUCUCGAGUUAGAAUCAGGCAUCUUGGUCGAGAUACCUGUGGGAGCAAGAUUUGUAGGUAUACCAGGAACUGAAAACGCAGAGAAUCCUCGAGGAAUGAUGGUGGAAGUGUAUUGGCAACAAGAUGGUUCGGGAUCGAUGUGCAUCUCUGGACACUCACCGGAGAUGCGCAUACCACAGAAUGUUCCGGUGUUAUAUGAACCACCAUCACAAGUGUUAGGACAUGGGCAACGACGAGUUCGGGGUUCUGUGAUUGAUUAUGAAUCAUCUAGCAGUUAAUAUUAUUAUGCUCAAGUUUUAAUGUUGUUAUGGAGACACUCAGAAGUAUCACCACAUUCAUCUGGAAUAACGAUGAAGUCACUUGUAAUGCUUUGUAUUUAAAUUUUCACAGUACUA
Messenger RNA from Eruca vesicaria subsp. sativa (arugula), 2913 nucleotides. The record is from the annotation of a GenBank genome assembly. Lineage: Eukaryota; Viridiplantae; Streptophyta; Magnoliopsida; Brassicales; Brassicaceae.